CUUUUUCCCUAUCAGUCUUUAGUCAGCACCAGGGAAUGUUCAGGACAUGAAAAUACUGCUCACCAUCCUAUAUCUGAUAUUUGACACUGCUGGAAGCGGGAAGGUUAAGGAAGCAUGGAUCACUCCUGUGUAAACUGCCUAAAAAUUCUGAUGAUAGUUCUCAACUUUCUGUGUUGGCUCUGUGGCGCGUUUGUGGUCGCCUUUGGCAUAUUCCAGGGAAUGCAUUCCAGGUUUGCCUCUCUCAUCACAACCUUCUGGUCUAUCUAUCCGGCUAACACCCUGGUGGUCACUGGUACCAUUGUCACCUGUGUGUGUUAUUUGGGUGUGCUGGGAGCCAUUAAAGAGAACCGCUGCAUGCUUAUCAGCUUUUUUAUCCUGCUCUUCAUUCUGAUGUUGGUGGAGCUGGCCAUGGCCUGUGUGUUCCUGGUCUACAGCAGAGUGAUUGACACAUACUUUGAGAGCGACCUAAUGCAAAGUUUGCAGGUCUACAAACAAUCCGGUCCAGAGGAAAACCAGAUCAUUAAAGAUGAUUUUGAUUCUGUCCAGCACCUGUUUAGGUGUUGUGGAGUUCGUGGGGAGGCAGAUUGGCUGGGUAACGCACCCAUUUCCUGUUGUAGUCAGGAUCCUUGCACCCCAACCCUUCAUGCCAACUGGCAAGAGGGUUGUCUCUAUAAACUCAGGGACUGGUUUGCAGGAAACUACCAUAGCACGGGGGCAGGCGUUGUAACAAUGUUUAUCAUACAGUUCACUUGUCUGUGUUUCACCGUCCCUUUGUUUUGCCACUUCUGUCGAAACGAACUGGGAUACUUGUAAAAGAAGACCCAAUAUAAAGAAUGACCGUCUAGGUGACUUCGCCGGUUGUUGAAAUUGUCCAAGCAUGUCCAUAAUAGGCAGCACGGUGGCUGAGUAGACAUUGUGUCUGCUGCACAAUAAAUAGAUCUGGGUUCAAAUCUCAAUUGGAGCAUCACUGUAUGGAGUUUGCAUCUUGCAUUGAUUUUCUUCAGGUACUCGAGCUUCCUCCCAAACACCAAGUUAGACUAAAUGACGACUCUAAAUAGUCCUUAGCUGUCAAUGAUUGUUUUUCUAGCCCUUCGAUUGCCUGGCGACCAGUCGAUGGUGUGCCCUGCCUUACACCCGAAGUUAGCGUGGAUAGGCUCAAAUUCACCCAUAAGUGACCUUAAUGAGGAUGUGCAGUAUCAAAUAUGCUUGGGUGUCCAUAUUUUCAUAACAAGGGUGUACUCAAACUAGGUGGUUCAUAACGUGCGAGACUUGGGCAAGAUUUUCCCUCACUCCUCUGGCAUUUGUGCCUUGAGUUGUGUCAUCAUUUAUACCCAUACUUGCCAACCUUGAGACCUCCAAUAUCGGGAGGUGGGGGCGUGGUUGGGGCGUGGCUAAGGGCGUGGUUAAGAGGAGAGUAUAUUUACAGCUAGAAUUC
Molecule: messenger RNA, 1435 nt
Organism: Entelurus aequoreus (snake pipefish)
Lineage: Eukaryota; Metazoa; Chordata; Actinopteri; Syngnathiformes; Syngnathidae
Product: leukocyte surface antigen CD53-like
Exons: 8
Coding region: 115-813 (232 amino acids)
Cellular component (GO): membrane
Source: RefSeq, a predicted model, not a curated record